Messenger RNA from Agrilus planipennis (emerald ash borer), 584 nucleotides. RefSeq lists its product as uncharacterized. Gene Ontology annotation, biological process: cilium organization. The transcript is spliced from 3 exons. NCBI's taxonomy places the organism in Eukaryota, Metazoa, Arthropoda, Insecta, Coleoptera, Buprestidae. Bases 35 to 490 code for a protein of 151 amino acids. The record is from RefSeq and is a predicted model, not a curated record.
UGGAUGUAAACAUAAAUACAUGACGUAAAUAAAAAUGGAUCCGUGGACAAUUUCUAGAGAAAGUGUAAAAAUUAUUGAAACUUUCGAAAAACCAAAAGAGUUUUUGUCAUUCGAAGAUAAUUUUAUCGAUUCUUUACCCGAUUCUAAGGAGUACAUUGCAAUAUUAGAAAGUAAAUUGAAAAAGUUAAAAUCAAAUCCCAGUUUUAUUAAACAACUCCAAGAGAAACGUGAGGCUUGCAUGCGUGAGUUAUUAUGUGAUAUGACAAAUUGUCCAAUUGAAAUUGAGGAAGAUUUUUUAAAAGAGGAACUCCAAACUUAUUCGAUAUUGCGCACUAUUGCUCCUGAAAAACAGGCGUUAUCGAAAGGUGAAAUAGUUGAAUUUAUAAAAUACGACCAGCUAAUAAACGAAACUCACGAAAACGAAGACUCUGCAGAAGUAACAGGAACAUUGGAAUCACAAAAGUCUAAGAAUUCUUAUCCAAGCAAAUAAGCUGUAGGUUUCUGGUAAAGUUAAAUAAGUUAAUGUAGAGUUUACAGAAAAGUAAAAUGAAUAUGUCGCCGCUAAUCUUUCUUUUAAAAUUAGC